Molecule: messenger RNA, 1608 nt
Organism: Sparassis crispa
Lineage: Eukaryota; Fungi; Basidiomycota; Agaricomycetes; Polyporales; Sparassidaceae
Product: acetyl-CoA synthetase-like protein
Exons: 3
Coding region: 1-1608 (535 amino acids)
Biological process (GO): fatty acid metabolic process
Molecular function (GO): medium-chain fatty acid-CoA ligase activity
Source: RefSeq, a predicted model, not a curated record
AUGGUACUCAAAACUCACCUCUCAGUUCUCCAGGAGACUGCACGUCUUCACUCGGAUGCUUCUGUCUUCAUGAUCCCUGUAGCUGCCACCAACGGCACUGAGCUACGAGAAUGGCAGUCGAUAACCUAUCGCCAGUUUAUCAUGGACAUUGAACACUGCGCGCAGUACUGGACACGGAUGUUCCAGGACAAUUUGCCACAACAUUCCGUCAUCGGACUAUGGCUCGGUGGACUCACCUACAUUGAUGCGGUGCACAUUUACGGCAUAGCAUGGGCAGGCUACAUCCCACAGUUGUUCUCCCUACGCUUGCCAAAUCCAGAGGUCAUAUACCACUUGAUGCACCGGACAGGUGCUCAGGCGCUGAUUGUUGAUGCAUCGUUUGCGCCGAUCGUGUUUAAAUCUCCUGUACCAUUUCAUGUCGCCGCCGAUCGCCGCUCUAUGGCUGUCGACAAGGUAUCAUUACCUCCCAUGUAUCAGCCCACGAGCGCCGAUGAGACAGCCAUGAUCUUCCACACGUCUGGAUCGACAUCUGGGUCCCCAAAGCUUGUUCCAUGCAGCUACAAAUGGCUCGAUGCUGUUGUUUCGAAGGCAUGGCACGUCAGCAUACCAAAGCAUUCUCACAAGCAGGAUAUCACCGUUUGGAUGGGCAGCAUGUGUCACAUCGGACAGACGUUCAUGUUGAUCGGUUCCCUGCUGCACGGCGCGUGCGUGAUUCAGCCCACCACAAUUUCAUUCUCGUCCCAAGAAUUGGUCGACAUGAUACAGCGCUGUGGGCUUAACCGUCUCAACCAAUUUGCCUCAUUCCUGGCGAUGCAUCUGCGUGCUUCGAGGCAAGACACAAAGGUGUUGGCAUUGUUACAGGGUCUUGACGAGGUCCUCUACACUGGCUUACCGCUUUCCCGGGAGGAGGAGGAUUGGGCAAAUCGCAAUGGCAUCCAGUUGAAGAAUCUAUUUGGUAGCACAGAGUGCGGCGCUAUGUUGCUGUCCAUCGGAGGCAGGCAUGGCUACAAAUCAUCCUUCCUCAGACCCAUUGAGGGGACAUCUUACGGCUUCUUUCCCAUUUCGCCUGCGUCAGAGGAGUCUGAUGGGGAUUACCAGGACGUGAACGGACAACUUCUGGAACUCGUCAUUCUCUCCGUUUCCGGGGAUUGCCCCGACGGUUCACUCCGUCAAAUGGACGGCCACUAUCACACUGGAGACUUGUUCCAGGAGAUCGAGCCAGGUCAUUACAUCUCCCGGGGUCGUGACGACGACUGGAUAAAGAGCGAAAAUGCUCUGCGCUGUGACACGAAGGCAAUAGAGGAUAACGUGCGCAUGACGUGUGCUGAUCUCGUCGCGGAAUGUGUCGUGGUCGGGAACGGGCGCCCAUCUCCUACGCUUUUUGUGGAGCCAAGGGGAGAGAUGGAUGGGGAGAAGUUGAGAAAGCAGAUCGUUCGGCGCACACGCCAUUUCCACUCGCGCCGAUAUCUCCACGAGAGAAUCGCAUCGGAGAAGUUCAUUGUCGUGGUUCCACCCAACGCUCUGCCGCGUACAGCUACGAAGGGGAAUAUUCGUAGACGCGCUGUAGAGGAAGUAUAUAGGACAGAACUAGACCGCAUAUACGGUUGA